AUGGUCCAUUCCGGCGUGGCCGCCAUCCCAGCUUGGCAGGCUUUGAUGCGGUACGUAAUUUUUAAUAGCAACAUAACCACACCCAUAACCAUGGGCAACAUUCUCUACUCGGCUUUUGUCGGAGCCAUCUUGGCCACCACUUUCGUUUCCGCAGCUUCAACCCCCAAGGGCUGCUUCAAGAAUCCACCGAAAAACCAAGCUGCGUUCGGGACGGCAUACCCACAACUUAACAAUGCCAAGAUGACGGUGGCCAUGUGCGAACAGCACUGCACAAAAUACCAGAGCAGCGUCUUUGGCCUGGAGCGCGGCCGCAUCUGCAACUGCGGCGAUGCCGUCGUCGCCGAGGCGGUUGCAGGCACUGACGCUCAGUGCCGGACAAAGUGCGGCGGCGAUGCUACGGCAUACUGCGGCGCCACCGGCUUCUUCAACCUCUACGAGCUUGACACAUCUGGCUACCCGAGCACUGGACAGUGGGGGCCUAUUGUCAAGUUUCCCAUCGUCCCCGUGUCCGUGGCUCUCAUUCCCGAGUCGGGUGACUUGAUGGCCUGGUCAUCCGGAUGGCCUGAUCGGUUUACCAACGGCGGCAACGGCAAGACGUAUACAGCCGUCUACAGCACCGAGACCAAGACUGUCAGCGAGGCCGUCAUUCAGAACACUUCGCACGACAUGUUCUGCCCUGGAACUUCGAUGGACGAGUACGGCCGCAUCAUCGUCACUGGCGGUUCCGGGGCCGCCAAAACGAGCGUCUUUGAUUUCAAGCAGGGCCAACGCUCCCCCUGGAUGCCCGCGUCCGACCUGACGAACCCUCGCGGCUACCAAUCCAGCGUCACUACGUCCGAGGGCAAGAUCUUUACCAUUGGCGGUACUUUUACCGGCAACGGCAAGAGAGACGGCGAGGUCUACGACGUGGCCGCCAACAAGUGGACCAAGCUGCCCGGCUGCCCGGCAAACAUCAUGCGCGUCGCCGGCGGCCUGUACCCGGACAGCCACAGCUGGCUCUGGGGCUGGAAGGACGGCUUUGUGCUGCAGGCCGGCCCGUCCAAGAAGAUGAACUGGUUCGACACCAAGGGGACGGGCGCCAGCAAGCCGGCCGGCACCCGCGGGGCCGACCAGGACUCCAUGUGCGGCGUGACGGCCAUGUACGACGCGGCGGCCGGCAAGGUCUUUACCUACGGCGGCGGCCAGCGCUACUCGGGCACCGAGGGCUCCAGGGCGGCGCACGUGCUCACGCUCCCCGACACGCCCGGCGACCCCGUGGCGGUCGAGCGCGUCUCGGACGGCCAGUACGGCCGCGGCUACCACAACGCCGUGGUGCUGCCGGACGGCAAGGUGUUUGUGGUGGGCGGCAUGAGCAAGAUGACGCUCUUCUCGGACGGCCACGCGCAGAUGUUCCCCGAGAUCUGGGACCCGGCGACGGGCGCCUUCACGGCCAUGCGCCCGCACGCCGUCCCGCGCAACUACCACUCGACCGCGAUGCUCAUGGCCGACGGCACCGUCUUCUCGGGCGGCGGCGGCCUGUGCGGCAGCGGCUGCUCCGCCAACCACUUCGACGGCCAGUUCUUCAGCCCGCCCUACCUGUUCGAGGCCGACGGCAAGACGCCCGCCCGCCGGCCCGUCAUCAGCAGCCUGGGCCCGGCCUCGGCCGAGAACGGCGCCGUCGAGGUCAAGGCCGGCGGCCAGGUCACCGUCGUCAUGCAGGAGGCCGGCGCCUACCGGUUCAGCAUGAUCCGCACCGGCUCGACCACCCACACGGUCAACACCGACAGCAGGCGCAUCCCGCUCGAGGGCCAGGACGCGGGCGACGCCAGCUACGUCGUCACAGUUCCGAGCGACUACGGCAUCGCCACUCCCGGCUACUACAUGCUGUUUGCCAUCAACGAGGCCGGCGUUCCGGCCGUCGCCAAGUUCUUCAGAGUAGGCCUGUAA
Molecule: messenger RNA, 1926 nt
Organism: Pyricularia pennisetigena
Lineage: Eukaryota; Fungi; Ascomycota; Sordariomycetes; Magnaporthales; Pyriculariaceae
Exons: 4
Coding region: 1-1926 (641 amino acids)
Molecular function (GO): protein binding
Source: RefSeq, a predicted model, not a curated record